AUGGAGGCGGGCCGAUCCAUCGCGGGGCCGCUAAUCCGGUGUUGGAGCGCCUGGGAGAAAUCCCGGGAGAAGGGUUUGAUCAGCAGGCAUUUCAUGUCAAGUAACUGCAACCAUCCCCAUCCCUUAGGUGCCAAGAAGUGGCUGGAAUGGAGGAGAGAGAUUGAACUGCUGUCUGAUGUAGCCUACUUCGUCCUUACCACUUUGUCAGGUUAUCAGACUCUGGGUGAAGAGUAUGUUAACAUUGUUCAAGUUGACUCAACCAAGAAAAGGGUACCUUCUUUUCUUCGACGGGCCAUCUUCGUUUCUCUUCAUACUGUAGUACCCUAUUGCUUAGAAAAGGGAUUGCUGCAUCUGGAACAUGAGCUGCAGAUAGAACCUGAUGAGUCCAGAACCUCGCAGAGCAGCCCAGCACUUGGCCUAGCCAGUCGGACCUUAAUACGGAACUGGAUUCAGAAACAAGUUGGGGAGCUUACAGAACAGCAGAAGAAAAGAGUCUUACAAACUGUGUAUGUUCUUAAACAAUGCAUACCUUUGCUUCAUCGACUACAUCUGGCAGUAUUCUACAUAAGAGGCACUUUCUAUCACCUGUCUAAAAGAAUCACAGGAAUCACGUAUCUGCAUUUUGGAGGACUGCAAGGAGAAGAUCGGAGUAUUCGAUCAAGUUACAAGUUUCUUGGAAUAAUUUCACUCUUCCAUCUUCUUCUAACAAUUGGUGUUCAGAUGUACAGCUUCAAACAGAAGCAGAGAGCAAGGCAGGAAUGGAAACUACACCGCAACCUAGCUCAUCACAAAAAUACGACCAAGGGAAAAACUACUGGGCGCCACUCCCACUGCACUUUGUGUUUGGAAGAACGGAGACAUACAACAGCCACACCUUGUGGCCACCUGUUCUGCUGGGAAUGCAUCACGGAGUGGUGUAACACCAGGACAGAAUGUCCACUGUGCAGAGAGAAGUUUCAUCCUCAGAAACUGAUCUACCUACGUCACUAUCAACUGUAAAGGAAAAAUCUCUUCUGUUUCACAACAAGGGCCUCAGCUCUCAUACCCUUUAUAAAGUUGUCAUACAGCUUGAGUUAGUCCAAGAAAGACUUUAUUAUAAAACCGGUAACUGCCUGUGCAAGGUGGCACUUCAUUCCUGUUCUACAGAAUAAAUCUUUUUCUGCCUCUACUCUACUGUUUCUUCUAACAUGGUUCUUGACCAUAUUAAAAAUGUCUCUCGAAAAAGUGCUUAACACAAAUGUAAUAGUUUUCUUCAUGUUGGGCAAUGAAAAAUUUACAUCAGAUUCUCAUUCUCUAAAUGUAAGUGUGGAUAAUGAGUCUUCCAACCUUUCAUAGCAUGCUUAAGGUAUUAGUAAAAUUCUACAAUUUCUAAGACUCCCUUUCUCCUAUAACAUAAUGAGUCCGUGCUGUGGAGUUCAGGGGAAAAGGACAAAAGCUGUACACAAAUCCUUACUUUAACUGCAGUUCAAGUUCUGAUGAUAAAUGUAUGUCAUGUACCAUCCGUUUUCAUAACAAGGUUAACAAUAAAGCAGGUUUCCUUGAUUUGGCAAACUGUGAAUUUCCCUUAGGUCAACAGAAGCAACAAAUGCGAACCCACAGUAAUGCAGGCUACUCUGCACCCUGAUCAGUUAACAUCCAGCUUCCAAACUCCAAGCUUUUCUAUCACUAUUAGAUAUCAAGACUUUUCAUCAAGUAUUCUAGACAGACUAUAGCAAUGUAACAGGUGUUGUUUCAAAAAAGCCCUAGUACAUAUACUAACAGAAACUAAGCUCAACUAUAAAAUGUUAGUUUUAUAACACAGCUAAAGUUUUGUCUGUGUGGUGUUUUCUACAGUCUAACACAGAUAGCGAAGAAGCUGACUUCAGCCGCGAGACCCUCUCCCCUCUUUAUGGCAAUAGGGGCUAUUUCAGCUAAGCCAAUAUUUUAGAGUAUAAAGGAGGAGGGAUUCAGCAGCAUCACCUCGUCAAGGUUUACUCCCUUAAGUUAUUAUUAGUUCCAUUAUACAAAUAUUCGGAGCAGCAGGGAAAAAGAUUGUUAGUUGUUAACAGAUCUUGUCAUUCUUGCAUGAUAGAAAAUGUACAAGAUGAAUUUAUUUGUAUUCUUUAAAUACACAUGGGGAAAAAAAGCCAGAUGAUCCACUCUGUGGAUCAUGAGUUACAGAUUCAAUAAAUCUUUCACAAAUGGCACUGAAUAUGGACUUGGGAGUGGCAGGGGGAGGCAUGCUACAGUAAGAGCACUUCUUUUAAGAUGGUUAUUUGUACCGCAGAGAUCCUGGUUAGCUAAUUAACAAUUAAAUCUCCAAGUGUUAUCAUAAAAACUCCAAUAAAAUUAGUUUAACUUUUCAUUAUAUCUAUAAAUGGAAUUAAAAAUAGUUGCUCAUAACUGCGAACACUUCAUCAGUACUGUACAAAAGUGAUUUCCAGAGCUGCAAAACCAUCCCUUUCUUACACCAGGAAACGUUCAGGCAUCCCUCACCUAUUUAAAACUGCCAAGGCAACAGCGGAAGAAAGAUGGUCCGUAUCAUGAAUCAAAACACGACUACCUAAGGAAAUCACUGCCUGAUCUCCUUAUUAAGGGAAUAGUAAGGAAAAACACGUAGUUGCACAUAAAAACAAAUAGGAAGCAAUCAAUGACUGGGAAGUAUCUGUGAAGUUGUCAAGCCAAGUUUUUCAUGCAUUCUGUAAGGGUAAUUUUUUUUUAGCACUUGUAGGUGAUAAAAAUAAAGCAAUGCUUAACAAAAUGCCAUCAAACUUGUCUGGCCGUUGCAUGCUGAGAGUCAGCUGGGGAACUAUACCGUUGCCCCAACAUCAUCUACAACCCAUAUUUGAAAACCGUUAAUCCCACUGAAUGCAGAACAUCUAUGCCUACCUAAGAAUGAGAAGGCAUUAAUCUAAAGCUGCCACUGAAGUUUGAAAUUAAGUGGAGGUAAAAAUGUCUAAUUUGCAAUGGAUGUCGUUAACACUCUGUUGUUUAGUAGGAGUCAUCCCAGUUGCUAAUUCUAACAUUAAUAAACAUAAUAAACAUAUUUUUCUCCCUGAUUUCCCCAUAUUAUUCAGAAACUCCAGCAAACCUGAAGACAGCUUCUCCAAGUCAGGGCUUUCAGACUUUUAGGCAACUAACUGCAAGCAUCCAUAACUGGUACUUUUAUAAGGCCCUUUUUGGAUACUGUUUCCAUAAUUUUAAAUUUUGACAUUACUAGUUUCCACACUGCUAAUAAAACAAACACACACAAACAAACAAAACACAACAGGUCAACGUGAACUAAAACUACCUGUCAUUUUCCCAGGAUUACUGAAGGCUGGAUUCCAGAGCUCCAUAAUGACUUCAUUUGACAAAAUCAGAUGAAAUACAUACAUUUUCCAAUUAGGUGUCUGUUGAAGUUGCCACUAUUGUCCAUUCAGAAUCUUCAAUGAGCUAAUCUUUUCCUACUUUCUGCAAGUGAAUGCUCCCUGAAGAGUUGAAAAAGGCAUUGCAUGAAGAUAAAUUGAGGGUAACCAUUAUCGAAAAGGAGCCAUAAAUACUAUUAGAUCAAUAUAUGUAUAUAAAGAUAGAGAACAAGUAAAGGGGGACACUGUCUUUUAAUAAAUUUUGGAAUUAAAAAGUCACUUAAUAAAACUGCAGUUGUAUC
This is a messenger RNA of Pygoscelis adeliae (Adelie penguin), 3628 nucleotides long. It is a transcript of the gene PEX10, whose product is annotated as peroxisomal biogenesis factor 10. NCBI's taxonomy places the organism in Eukaryota, Metazoa, Chordata, Aves, Sphenisciformes, Spheniscidae. The record is from RefSeq and is a predicted model, not a curated record. The transcript has 5 exons. Bases 1 to 999 code for a protein of 332 amino acids. Gene Ontology annotation, biological process: protein import into peroxisome matrix. Gene Ontology annotation, molecular function: zinc ion binding. Gene Ontology annotation, cellular component: peroxisomal membrane.